AUGUGCUUCCACACACACUUUGCAGAGCGAGGCUCAAGAGGACACCUGGACCUCAUGGAGUUGAUUGGAGUUCCUCUCCCUCCUUCUGUCUACUUUGUCAGCGGCUACGGAGGAUUCCCAGCUUACAGCUUCGGUCCAGAUGCCAACAUUGGUCGCCUGACAAGUGCAGUAAUGCCAUUGCCCUUCUACAGAGACUUUGCCGUCGUGGUGACCGUGAAACCCAGCAGUGAUCACGGAGGAGUGCUCUUUGCAAUCACAGAUGCUUUCCAGAAAACCAUUUACCUGGGAAUGAGACUUUCCCAGGUCGAUGACAGCACCCAGAGAGUAAUCGUGUACUACACAGAGCCUGGUUCCCAGCUCUCCCGAGAGGCUGCUUCCUUCAAGGUGCCGGUGAUGACUAACAGGUGGAAUAGGUUUACAGUGACUGUCCAGGGAAAUUCCAUUGCUUUGUUCAUGGACUGUGAAGAGUAUCAGAGAGUUAACUUUCAAAGGACAGCUCGAGCCCUGGUAUUCGAGUCUGGCUCUGGGAUAUUUGUUGGUAAUGCAGGAGCCACAGGACUGGAAAAGUUCACAGGCUCAAUUCAGCAUUUGACAAUCAAAUCUGACCCAAAGGUUACUGAAGAGCAUUGUGAAGAUGAUGAUCCUUCUGCUUCUGGGGACGUCAGUGGCAAUGGCAGCCAUGAAGGUGUUUAUGAGACACAGGAAGUCCUUGGACCUUCUCACCUUCCCAAGAAGCUUGGAGACAUGUUGGCUGAGCCACUGGGAGCCCCUCCAACUAUACUGUCUUAUUUGGAAGAAAACAAUUUCUCAGGAAGUCACAGCUCAGAGGAAGCUUCUGGAACAGAUCCAGAAACUGGACAAGGCAACAGUGAGUCUACCAUGGUCACACAGGAAAUCUUGAGAGAAGAAGGCUCUGGUGCCAGUGUUUUGCAAGAAGCAAGCAGCCAGGAGGGUAAAAAUGGGCUUCAGGGAUUGCCAGGACUGAAAGGAAAAGCAGGCUUGAAAGGUGAAAAGGGUGAGCCUGGAGAGGGACUGCCAGGACCCCCAGGACUGCCGGGACCCACAGGACCGUCUCCUCCUUCCAGAGGAUCAAGUAAAUCUGAACCUGAAGAGUCAGGUUCUGGAGACAUCAAUGGAGAGACUGAGAUUUUAAGAGGUCUUCCUGGGCCACCAGGACCUCCAGGACUGCCUGGUCUCCCAGGAAAGCCAGCACCCAUUUCAGGUGUAGGACCUCCUGGGUCACCGGGGAAAGAUGGAGCUUCUGGGGAACCAGGUCCUGAAGGUCCUCAAGGUCCUCCUGGCCUGGAUGGAGUGGUUGGCCCACCAGGACGGAAAGGAGAGAAGGGUGAUCAAGGCCUUCCUGGCUCUCUUGGUCCAAAGGGUGAUGCUGGAGUCACUGGAUCAGUAGGACCCAAAGGAGAAGCUGGUGCUGCUGGAUCUCCUGGGAAACCUGGACCACAGGGACCCCCUGGGCCCCCUGGACCCCCUGGCCUGCCAGGACCAAGCUAUGGCUCGGGAUUUGAGGGCCCAAAAGGGGAGAAGGGUGACCCAGGACCUCAGGGUGAACCAGGACACAAUGGGAACAGUAUUGUGGGACCCCCAGGACCCCCAGGACCCCCAGGACCAGUCAUAGCAAUACCUGAGCUGCUACUCAACCAUACAGAUGGAAUUUUCAACUUCUCCACAAUCAAAGGACUGAUUGGGCCUGUGGGCCUGCGGGGACCAAAGGGUGACACUGGGUUGCCUGGAUCCCAAGGACCCAAAGGACAACAGGGUGAAAAGGGAGAACCAGGAGCUCUCCUGGCUGCUGACGGAUCUUUACCUGAAUUGCUGGGAAGAAAAGGGGAGAAGGGUGAAGCUGGAGCGGCAGGACCGGUGGGACCAGUGGGACCAACAGGACCUGCUGGACCUAAGGGAGAGCUUGGUUUCCCAGGACGUCCAGGCCGCCCAGGACUGAAUGGCCUGAGAGGUGUGAAAGGCGACCGAGGCGAGGCGGUUCGUGGUCUUCCUGGCUUGCCUGGGCCUCCGGGCCCCCCUGGCCCUCCAGGACGUAUAGUUUAUGUCAAAGGAACAGUUCUGCCAGUCUCUCCUAGACCUCACUGCAAAAUGCCAGUGGGCACUGCUUACCCUGAGAAUCACGGUGCUCCUAAUGUCCAGGGUGCUAAAGCAAACAGAGCCUCCUGGGGACUGCAAGGUUCGGCAGGCCCGAAAGGAGAAAAGGGUGACAGAGGUGCUCCAGGACCACCAGGUCCACCUCUGCCUCCAUCAUAUUUCAGCCACUUUGUUAAUAGCAUAAAGGGUGAAAAAGGAGACAACGGAGUCACGGGUGUGAAAGGAGAGAAAGGAGAACCAAAUGGAGGAUUUUUUCUGACAGGACCUCCUGGACCUCCCGGAAGACCUGGGAUAAUUGGACCAAAAGGGGAUUCAGUUAUUGGACCCAGAGGACCUCCAGGGCUACCUGGCCUACCUGGCUUACCAGGUUAUGGAAAAAUUGGACCUCCUGGACCACCUGGACCCCCUGGCCCACCAGGACCACCUGCAAUAUAUGGCUCAGCAGCUGCAAUGCCUGGGCCACCAGGUCCUCCUGGAGAGCCAGGAUCGCCUGCAGCCAGGAAUCUGGUCACAGCGUUCCGGAACAUCGAGAGUAUGCUGGACCAAGUUCAUUUUGUGGCAGAAGGUUCACUGAUCUACCUGAGUGAAAGCAGCGAGAUGUUCAUCCGUGUCCGAAACGGCUGGAGGAAGCUGCAGCUUGGUGAGCUAAUUCCUAUUCCUGCUGACAGCCUGCCUCCUCCAGCUCUAUCAAGCCACGGAUUUCAGCCUCUUCCAGCACUGAGGCCACUGUCAAACAUGAACAAUGGGAAGCCAGCACUGCAUCUAGUGGCCUUAAACUUGCCCUCUUCUGGAGAUAUGCGAGCAGAUUUUCAGUGUUUUCAACAGGCCCAGCUAGCAGGUUUGACGUCUACCUACAGAGCUUUCCUCUCAUCACAUCUGCAAGACUUGGCCACAGUUGUCAGAAAAACAGACAGACAUCACCUACCAAUAGUGAACCUUAAGGGAGAAAUGCUUUCCAGUAACUGGGAAUCUCUAUUUGAUGGAAAUGAGGGACGAUUCAACACUCAUGUUCCAAUAUACUCCUUUGAUGGAAGGAACGUCCUAACUGAUCCAUCCUGGCCUCAAAAAGUAAUAUGGCAUGGCUCAACCGCACUCGGGACCCGACUGGUUAGCAACUACUGUGAAGCCUGGCACACAGCUGACACAGGAUCUGUGGGACAAGCAUCACCACUGAAGACAGGGAAACUUCUUGACCAGAAAGUGUACAGCUGUAGUAAUCAAUUUAUUGUUCUCUGCAUCGAGAACAGUUUUGUGUCUGAUCCCCAAGGAAAAUAAUGUGCAAGUGGCACACAGGAGCAUUCUGCUUUACGACAGAAGAAGCUGAUGCUCAUUUCUAUGUAAAUGUGUUAUUGUUUGCCAUUGCUCGUUUCAGGAAAAAACAGGCAAAGAAGAGGUACCUCAGCACAAACCACAUUCCAGCCAGGUGGAGUGGCCCAUGCACAUGUGGCUGUCUGGAAGCCCUUCCACCCAAAGCCCGCACACUUCAAAGUUUGCCGACAAUGAUCUCACAGCCCCUUGUCUUUCUGGCUGAGAUGGAGGUCACCUAAGGGCACAAGCCAAGUGCGGCCUGUGAGGAAGAUCCAGUAGCCUGUCUCACAAGCAGCAUGGCUCGGCAAGCUGCGUGCUCUGUGCUCUGCUUUUCACUUGCAUGGACUCUUCGCAUAUACGUGCAUACCCCUCCUACCCCUGAGGAACUGAUGCAGGCUGAUGCACCUUACAGGGUUGGAAGCUUCCAGAAAGCUGUGAGAACAAUGGGUCCUCAAGUCUGAGCUUCAGUGGGAGCUGAGCACCCAACUCCUUUGAGCUUGCAGAGGUUACAGCCUGGUGCUUACACAUCAGUUCAGCAGCUUCCACACCUUCAAUUUUUUCUUUGCAGAUUUCAGGAAUAGGGGUUUAGGCAGGAGUGAAUUUCACCCAGAAGAAAUCUCAUCCUUGUUUUGGUGCUAUUGUUAGCAGGAAAGCUGAGCAGUGUGAAUACCAAGCAUCCUGUUUCACUGGUAAAACUGUGCAUAGUAAAUGCAGGCAAACCAA
Molecule: messenger RNA, 4143 nt
Organism: Pogoniulus pusillus (Red-fronted tinkerbird)
Lineage: Eukaryota; Metazoa; Chordata; Aves; Piciformes; Lybiidae
Product: collagen alpha-1(XV) chain-like
Exons: 34
Coding region: 1-3387 (1128 amino acids)
Biological process (GO): extracellular matrix organization
Molecular function (GO): extracellular matrix structural constituent conferring tensile strength
Source: RefSeq, a predicted model, not a curated record